This is a messenger RNA of Diaporthe batatas, 1368 nucleotides long. RefSeq lists its product as uncharacterized. The transcript has a single exon. Bases 1 to 1368 code for a protein of 455 amino acids. Lineage: Eukaryota; Fungi; Ascomycota; Sordariomycetes; Diaporthales; Diaporthaceae. The record is from RefSeq and is a predicted model, not a curated record.
AUGCGUGUCUCGAAGGUCGUGGCAACCAUCCUGCUGGGGUUUGCCGUCGUGGAGGCGGCGAACAGUGACCAGGGCCAGGGCGGACAAGAUUCGAAGGAGGUCAGUGCCGACAACAACGGCGGUGGUGGCGGUAAUGGAAGCCAAAAGGAAGCCCAAGGGGGCAAUGACAGCAACCAGGGCGGCGGCAACGGAGACCAGCAGAAAGGUCAGGGCCAGCAGGGCCAGGGCCAGCAGGGCCAGCAGGGCCAGCAGGGCCAGCAGGGCCAGCAGGGCCAGCAGGGAAAUGGCCAGAAAGGUCAACAAGGAGGCCAGGGCCAACAGGGCCAAGGUCAGGAUAAUCAACAGGGCGGCAAGAAUGGCAACGGACAGCAGAACCAAGACGGAUCGGACCAAAAUCAGAAAGGGGGGAACCAGGGUAACAAGAACGGCGGCGGAAACAACAACAACAACAAUAACGACAACAAUAAUAACAACAACAACAACAACGGGGACAAUGGAAAGGGCGCCGAUCAGAACGUGACGCAAGGCCUGCUGCCUCUCCCCGGCGCCCCCGAAGCGGCAGCAUCACUAAAGCCCCUUCCGGGCCUCGCGAGCUUGCCACCAUCAGCCCAGCAAAGCCUCAAGCCCUUGGGCAGUGCCGCGCCCCCUCCGCCAGCGAAGCUACAGCCCCUGGGCGGCGGCGCCCAGGCGAACGCGAGCGCACCACCGCCUCCGGGCUCGGUAUCCUCGACCAUCGACCUCGCUCAGCUGACGGCCAUCGCGAACUCGGUCAACGGCGGCGGCGGCGCCGCGCCCCCGGCGGCCGUAGAGACACCCGUGGGCUCCUUGUCGAACAACACCAGCCCGGCCGCAGCGACGCCCGAGUCCGGCUCCGGCUCCGGCUCCAGCUCCGGCGGCCUGAAGCAGCUGCCCGCCCCGGCCGAGGCACCACCCGCCGGCGCCGCGCCGGCCGCCACGCCCGCCAUGUUCAUGACGAUCCCUGGGGGCAUGAUGGGAGGCGAGGCGCCGAUGGCCACGGCCACGCCGCCGGCGCAGGUAAUUCCCGGCGCGGUGCUGCCUGCCGUGGCGAACCUGGAGCCGCUCCCCGGGUCCGUCUCGUCGGACGCGAGCCUGAUGGCGCUUGCGCCGCAGACCAUGACGACCAUGACGAUGACGCUGGCCGCGCCCGACGGCAGCACCGUGCUGGCUACCAUGACGGCGCCUGUCAACGCCACCGCGGCGGCGGCGUCCAGGGGCAACGCCACUGCGACUGCGGGCAGCGGGUCGGUGCAGGUCGCUGGGGCUUCGGCCUCGAGGAGCUCCGGGACGACGGGCGUUGUGCUUGUGCUGAGCGGGGUCGUGGGGUUGCUGGGCUAUCUUAUGGGUUGA